Molecule: messenger RNA, 1497 nt
Organism: Sclerotinia sclerotiorum 1980 UF-70
Lineage: Eukaryota; Fungi; Ascomycota; Leotiomycetes; Helotiales; Sclerotiniaceae
Exons: 5
Coding region: 1-1497 (498 amino acids)
Source: RefSeq, a predicted model, not a curated record
AUGAAGGAAGAUGAACCUCCUGUACAAAUGAAGAACGAGCAGAAGAAGUUGCUUGAAACCACCUCUAUAGAGAAACAGGACGAGACGCCAAUACCGGUACAGUACCAGAAGUACAAGAAACUAUUCGAAGAAAGAAAAGGCUAUAAAGCUUUAUCAGAAUACAAGCCAUGGGAUCACGAGAUAGUAUUGGAGGAAGGCAAGAUGUCUCCAUUUGGACCAAUCUAUCCAAUAUCAGCCUCUAACCUAAGGACGCUUAGGGAUUAUAUUGGCGAUUUUGAUCUACGAAACGGAUUUCACCUCAUCAGAAUGAAGGAAGGUGAAGAAUGGAAAACAGUAUUCAGAACUCGAUACGGAUUAUACGAGUAUCAGGUUAUGCCAUUCGGAUUAACAAACGCAUCAGCAACAUUUAUAGAAUGGGAACCCCCAACCAACGUGAAGGAAGUACAAUCCUUCCUGGGGUUCGCCAACUUUUACCGACGAUUCAUUAAGAACUAUUCAAAGAUAGCCGCUCCAAUGACCGAGAUCAUUAAGAAGAGUCAAGGGGAAUUCCGAUGGACAGAAACAGCACAAGAAGCAUUCGAACGCUUCAAGGAAGCAUUCGCAGAAGAAUUAGUCCUCAGAGCAUUUGAUCCAGAAUUACCAAUAAUUGUGGAAACAGACUCCUCAGACUAUACAAUAGGAGCAAUGUUGACCAAACUAAAUUAUAAGAUAUACGACAAGGAAUUACUAGCGAUAGUAGAUGCUUUUAGGGAAUGGAGAGUGUACUUGAAAGGAUCAAAAUACACAGUGCAGGUGUAUACAGAUCACAAGAACUUGGUUUACUUCACUACAACGAAGGAAUUAAACAGAUGGCAGGUCCGUUGGUCGGAAAUCAUGGCCGCCUACAACUUCAGAAUUUCAUAUGUCAAAGGAAACGAAAAUGCUAGAGCAGAUACUCUCAACCGAAAACCAGAAUACUUACAAAACAAAACACACGAAUCACAUACAAUACUAAAGCAGGAUGGCGACACUUUAGUUCACAACAAACCACAACUUGCUGCUACAUCAGGAAUAAAUUAUGAUACUAUCAAAGAUAUCAUAAAGACAGAAUACUCAACAGAUACUACAGCUAAGAGAAUCCUAGCUAUACCAGACAAUCCAGAAAGAGAAUUCACCAUCGAAGAUGGAUUCAUCCAUUUUUAUAGCAAGCUUUAUAUACCCUCCAAUCUAGCUAAGGAUUAUGUCAUAAAACAAUAUGAGCUCCCAGCUCACAGGCAUCAAGGUAUUGCAAGAACCUUUGCCAGAAUAAGGAAAAAAGUCUACUUUCCAAAGAUGAGGACUAUAGUUGAGAACGUAGUUGAGAACUGCAAUACCUACAUAAGAAAUAAAGCCGCCCAGCACACACCUUAUAGCCAGCUCAAGACCCCCGAACUACCUACUCAACCAUGGAAGUCCAUUGCUUGGGAUUUUGUAGUAAAACUAUCAUUAUCCAAAGACCCAGUCACCCAGAAGGAUUAG